AAAUGUUCGCUGCACACGGAACAUGCAUGGCGUCCUUCAAACAGAGGCGCAAGUGACAAACAUUUAUCAAUUUGUAUUGUGGAUAUAUAAAUAUUCUUCACAAUGGUGACCAGGACCGCGUGUCAAGCUCUCCAGCGCCGCUUUGCAACUGCCGCAGCGUGUGUUCCGGCCGCCGAGAUCCGCUGCCUGCGCUCUGCCGUCUUCUCCAGAGAGCAGGCCAGGCAGAGAGCGCUGUACCCUCGCGUGGAGAAGAUAGAGGUGUCCGUGCAGGGCCCGGGGCUGGAUGGCACGAUGCUCGUCAUGAACAAAGGGAUGUCCACUCCGAUGAGCUGUGCCAGACACCUGACGGAGCACCACGUGACCAACUCGGCUCUGGCCCUGGUGGACGGGGAGCCGUGGUCUCUCCACCAGCCCCUCACCCAGUCCUGCUCCCUCACUCUGCUCACAUUUAAAGACAGUGAUCCCACACUGGUCAACCAGGCCUAUUGGCGUUCCUGCGCUGCCUUGCUCGGCCAGGUGCUGGAGACCGCGUUCAAAGACAACUUUACUGUGGAGCUGCUCAGCACACCAGAGGUGGCAGUCACUUCAGGUGCUUUCUGCUGCGACGUGGUGCUCGACCCUGAGCUGGACAAAUGGACUCCCUCCGAGGAGUCCUUCCGGUCUCUGACCAGAGAGGCCCAGCACCUCAUCCACCAGGACCUGGUCUGGGAGCCUCUGGAGGUGGCGCCCUCUGUGGCGCUGGAGGUCUUCUCACAGAGCAGGUGUAAACUGGAAGAGGUGGAACAGAAGGCGGCACAAAACCCCAAAGGCACAGUGACGCUCCACAGAUGUGAUGACCAUGUGCUGCUGAGUGCGGGCCCCCUGGUGGCCAGGACAGGCCUGUGCUCCCAGUACGAGGUGACGGCCCUCCACAUCCUGGAGCAGGGGCCCCGGGGCCUCCACCGCCGAGCACAAGGCCUCUCCCUGCCUCUGCAGCUGCAGUCCCACCACACAGUCUGGAGGAAGCUGAGGCAGCGAGCAGAGAAACUGGUUGAGGUGCCGAGACUUGAAGAAGUGGCUCCUCCCUCUCCUCCUGACUCCACUCCACCAGCGAGCAGCCAGUAGCGAUCUCUGUGUCGCCUUCCCCUCACACAGUACCACUUUCACAUGUACCCGAUUGUGUUAUUUGUUCAAUAAAUGUGUAAAAAAUACGUGACAAAUCACUUCCACGUUUGUCAUUCUUAUGGAAAUCGCCGCACAUCGAGGGAACUCCUUUUCCUUGACCCCGUUGUCGAAGGAAUCUUGCGUCGUGCGUGUUGAACAACAGAUGUUGACGCUCCCAGAGGGGGAGGAGCUGCAGUUUGUAACUGUUCAGAUGAUUGUAGGAGCGAAGAGGGAAGAAGCGAAAAUGGAAACGCGUGUGUGUCAGCAGUUUGCUUAACAACAACAGCGGAGUGAAUGCGUGCGCGUCUGUUGGCUGAAGGUCAGGCAGCCGUGCAGCUGUUGAGCGUGUUGCUCAUCGAACAGGUGGCUCUCAAUCCUCAGAGUUCAGAGUCAAGUGUGUGGAAGUGUGAGCCGGGAGGGACCAUCUCUUCAGACGAGCCAUAUUAAUGGCCUCUGUAAAGAAUUAGUCAAUUAUUUAUUAAAGGAAUAAUUCAACAUGUUGGGUUAUGCACUUACUUGCGGCAAGAAAGUAAACGAGCUCAUUUCCCCCAAACUAUUCCUUCAACCCCUUUUUAUACUG
This is a messenger RNA of Anarrhichthys ocellatus (wolf-eel), 1723 nucleotides long. It is a transcript of the gene mrpl39, whose product is annotated as mitochondrial ribosomal protein L39. The record is from RefSeq and is a predicted model, not a curated record. The transcript is spliced from 10 exons. Gene Ontology annotation, molecular function: nucleotide binding; RNA binding. Bases 103 to 1104 code for a protein of 333 amino acids. Gene Ontology annotation, cellular component: mitochondrion. Lineage: Eukaryota; Metazoa; Chordata; Actinopteri; Perciformes; Anarhichadidae.